AUGCCUGAUUUCAAACAAGUGGAUGUGUUCACUAAUGUCAAAUUCAAAGGUAAUCCAUUAGCUGUCUUUUUUGAUGCUACUCAUUUAUCAAAUGAAGAUAUGAAAGCAAUUUCUAAUUGGACUAAUCUUUCAGAAACUACAUUUGUGUUACCACCAACCAAACCAGAGGCCGAUUAUAAAGUUCGUAUUUUCACGACUCAAAGUGAAUUACCAUUUGCAGGUCAUCCAACAUUAGGUACUUGUUUUUCUUUACUUGAAGCUGGUAAGAUCCAACCAAAUAGUGAAAAUAAAAUUUAUCCAGAAUGUGGAGCUGGUAUAGUUGAAAUCAGUGUGGAAAAUUUCACUACUAAAGAUGACUUAUCACAAGUUUAUCUUUCAUUUAAAUUGCCAUAUUAUAAGUCCUCCUCGAUUUCAGAUGAACAAUUGGUUGAAGUAGCUGAGUCAUUGAAUCUUAAAGUUGAUGAUAUUAUUACUAAGCCAAUAUUAAUUGAUGAUGGUCCUAAAUGGUUAACAUUCCAAUUGAAGUCAGGUCAAUCAGUAUUAGAUUUAAAUCCAAGUUACGAUGUAAUCAGCGAUUUGAGUAUUAAAUAUGAUUGGGCUGGUUAUGGUAUUUAUGGUAAAUACGAAGAUGGUAGUCUUGAAUUAAGAAAUUUAGCUCCUGUUGAAGGUGUUAAAGAAGAUCCUGCAUGUGGAAGUGGAGCUGGAGCAGUUGGCGCUUAUAUUGGAUCAGUGUUAAAAGAACAUAAACUUAAAUCUAAAAUCUCUAUUAAACAAGGGGCUAAGCUUUCAAGAGAUGCUAAACUUUCAGUAACCAUUGAUGUCGAUGAUAAAGGAGAAGUUGUAGUAUAUGUUGGUGGACAAGUUGUAACUUGUAUAAAUGGUAGUUACUAA
Molecule: messenger RNA, 891 nt
Organism: Scheffersomyces coipomensis
Lineage: Eukaryota; Fungi; Ascomycota; Pichiomycetes; Serinales; Debaryomycetaceae
Exons: 1
Coding region: 1-891 (296 amino acids)
Biological process (GO): biosynthetic process
Cellular component (GO): cytoplasm
Molecular function (GO): isomerase activity
Source: RefSeq, a predicted model, not a curated record